Cryptomeria japonica (Japanese cedar) is the source of this 2919-nucleotide messenger RNA. Its product is annotated as receptor-like protein EIX1. Gene Ontology annotation, molecular function: protein binding. The record is from RefSeq and is a predicted model, not a curated record. Gene Ontology annotation, biological process: hormone-mediated signaling pathway. Gene Ontology annotation, cellular component: plasma membrane. The transcript has a single exon. The coding region runs from base 1 to 2919 and encodes 972 amino acids. Lineage: Eukaryota; Viridiplantae; Streptophyta; Pinopsida; Cupressales; Cupressaceae.
AUGGCCAUGAUGAUAAUGCAUUUGUCAUUUGUUAACGGAUGCCAAGAGAAUGAAAGAAGUUAUCUUCUGGACUUUAGGGGUGGGCUCAAUGAUUUCUCUGGCAGAUUAAGCUCAUGGCAGCAAUUCAACUGUUGCCAAUGGGAGGGUGUCAUGUGUGACUAUCAUUCCGGGCAUGUUGUUUCCCUCAACCUUAAACACCGUCGUCAUGAUGGAGGGCAAUCUCUGAGUGGGGAAAUUCAUCCGGCGCUUUUCAACCUGCAGCAUCUGCAAUAUUUGGAUUUGAGCUGGAAUGACUUCAAUCGUACUGCCAUACCUCUCCAGUUGGCAAAACUCCAAAGCCUUACUUUCCUUAGCUUGGCACAUGGUGGAUUUGGAGGUCAGGUCCCUCUGGAGUUGACUAAUAUUACAACUUUGCAGCACCUGGAUUUGAGCAUGAAUCACUUCAAUCCUACUCUCAUACCUCCUCAGUUGGAGAAACUCCAGAGGCUUACUUUUCUUAACUUGGCAGAUGCUGCAUUUGUAGGUGAGAUUCCUCUGGAAUUGGGUAACAUUACAACCUUACGCUACCUGGAUCUUUCAGGACCUUUUUGGGUUCCUCCACCACGUGGCUGGGUACUCUUAGCAGGUGAACUGGAGAGUAGGAGGUUUGCAGGAUGGAUAAGAAAUCUGAGAAGCUUGGAAUACCUGGAUAUGUCUUUUGUGAAUCUGUUCAUGGCAAAUGAUGACUGGAGUAACGCCCUCAACAGCCUCUCCAAUCUUAGGGAGAUUCACCUCGCUCAAUGUGGAAUUUCAGGUACAAUACCUUCUCUCCUAAACCUCACUCACUUAUCCCAUCUCCAUCUUUCAAGGAAUCCAUUUAGUUCCCCAUUGCCAGCUUGGUUUCAGAAUGUCUCGUCCUUGGUGUCCCUUCAUCUCUCUUUAUGUGGUCUCAACAGUUCCAUCCCUUCAGAUUUUUUGCACCGUUCAAGCCUGAAACAUCUUUACUUGUCUGGUAACGCCUAUCUGGGAGGGGUAAUUCCUCACUCCAUUGCAAACUUUUCAAUGCUUGAGACGUUGGACCUCUCAUACAAUAAUUUCACAGGGGAUUUACCACCGUUUGGAUCAUUCAUUGGUAGGCUUUCUUCCCUCACACAUCUGGACCUCAGUAACAACCAAUUGUCUGGAAGAAUUCCUCGUACCAUUUCAAAGCUUUCUUCCCUCGGACAUCUCGACCUCAGUAACAACCGGUUGUCUGGAACAAUUCCAGAUACCAUUUCAAAGUUUGUCAGAUUACAAAAGUUGUUACUCAGCUCAAAUAAUUUAACUGGCAGCAUUUCUCCUUCCGCAUUGGAAACAGCUCAUCUCAAGGAAGUGGACUUUUCUGAAAAUCAGCUAACACUUAAUAUAUCUUCAAGCUGGCUUCCGCAAUUGGCCCAACUGGAGUACCUGGGGUUAAGGUCUUGUAAUCUCCAAGGGGAGAUUCCUCCUUUUUUGUCUACUCAAUUCUCAUUAGAAGAUUUGGAUCUGUCUGAAAACAACAUUGUGGGAAAUAUUCCUACCUGGUUGUGGGAGCUUCCCAGUCUUACUAGGCUCAAUCUUUCACAUAACCGAAUGGAAGGUUCUCUUCCGUAUUUUAUUUCCAUGUCUAUAGUAGUUGUAGAUUUGCAUAAUAAUAGCUUACAUGGAUCUAUUCCAGAUUAUAGUGGGUGGUAUCUAGACAUGUCAGAGAACAGGUUCAAUGGCUCUAUUCCACUGUCUAUAUGCUCUGCUGAUGAUGGAUUGGUAUUUUUGGACUUGUCAAAGAAUGGCCUAAGUGAUGUUAUUCCUAUAAAUCUGGUGAGAUGUUUUCAACUAACAAUAUUGAAUUUGGCUCAAAAUUAUUUUGAAGGUGAGAUACCAGAAGAUCUAGGAAAUCUGACUCUACUUGAGACACUAAAUCUCAGUGGAAACAAAUUGCAAGGUGUUAUCCCGCCUUCCAUUGCAAACUGUACAAAACUUCGAGUAUUUGACAUGGGCAAGAACAAAAUUCAGGGGAGCAUCCCAGUUUGGAUUGGAGAACUAGCAGAGUUACGAAUUCUUAGCUUGUCCUUUAAUAAGUUGCAAGGGAAUUUUCCGCCGGAGUUGCUUAGGCUCAGGAAUCUUCAAAUUCUAGAUUUAACUCAUAAUAAUUUAUCAGGAUUCAUUCCUGAGAGUUUGGGGAAGUUGAAUGCUAUGGCAAAUCAGACACAAAGUGGCGAAAUAGAGAUGAGCUUGAGUGAGUUGAACUAUGGAUUUCUUUCUGGUCCCAUGUUCCAAAUAGUGUUUGUGAAUCAAUUAACACUUUGGAUUAAAGGACGAGCAACUCCAUACCCUAAGAUUAUCAAUGCCUUCAAAUUCAUGGAUCUUUCCUACAACAAACUGUCAGGCAAUAUUCCUAACGAAAUGGGAGACCUGAAGGGUUUAAUUGCUCUCAACAUAUCAAACAACAAUAUGGGAGGUAAUAUUCCUGAGUCCUUGGGGGGCAUGGCUCACCUGGAGUGUCUGGAUCUGUCAGGAAACAUUCUGAGGGGCAACAUUCCAGCAGAUCUUGUGAAUCUCACAUUCCUUUCUGUUUUAAAUCUUUCAUACAACAAUCUUUCUGGGUUAAUACCACAGGGGAAGCAGUUUGCGACCUUUGAGGCUUCUUCUUAUCUGGAGAACCCCAAUCUUUACGGACCUCCCUUGAAAAAUGGAAUACUGAGGUCUGGUUCUGGUGAAAGAGGGGGGCAAGCACAAUGGAAUAGCACAGGAGUUACAGACAGAGAUCCAAAUACAGAUGAAAUGGAUCGAUGGUGGGCAGUGUCUGUGGGGUUAUGUUUUGGGGUUGGAUUUGCCAGCGUGAUUGCAGUGUUGUGCUUUCAUUUAAAAUGGAGAUACAAAUGUUUUGCUUUGCAGGAUGGUUUUAUUCAAUAUCUUUUUUAA